AUGCAGUAUAUUUAAUUCCCUGUUCACCCAAGAAGGAGAAUCAUAGAUGGAAGAAAAAACACUGCAAGUCUGAUAAAACGCUUAAAAUUUCCUCACAAGCCGUGCAUGUUAUCCUCCCCCAAAACAACUCAUCGAACUGUCCUGCCAGUGAACUUCACGGUCCACAGGAAGAAAAUUAAGGAAAGCAAUGAAAAACCCUCAUGUUCUACUUAUUCCAUUUCCAGCACAAGGCCAUGUGCUUCCCCUAAUGGAAGUUGCACUCCAUUUAGUAAAAUAUGGCUUCAAAAUCACAUUUGUAAACUCUGAGUUUAUUCAUGAACGAGUUAUCAAAUCAAUGCCGGAGACCGACAACGUACGAAAACUCAUAAAAAUGGUUUCGUUACCUGACGGGUUAGAAUCCUCCGAUGACAGAAGUGAUACGGGAAAAUUGUGGGCUUCAAUUGUUAGGGUCAUGCCCGGAGAGCUAAAGGUUCUUAUUGAACGGAUUAAUGGUUCGGAAAGUGAUAAAAUCAGUUGUAUAAUUGCCGAGACCAGCUUGGGUUGGGCUAUCGAGGUUGCAGAGAAAAUGGGAAUCAAGAAAGUGGCUUUCUGGCCAGCGGCAUCAGCGUUAUUCGCCCUGUUAUUCAAAAUUCCGAGCCUUAUUGACGAAGGAAUCAUAGACAGUGAAGGAACACCAAUGAAAAACCAGAUAAUUCAACUUUCACAAGCGAUGCCUCCCAUGAAGACAACAGAUUUCUUUUGGAAUCGUUUGGGCGAUGAAGCAGAACAGAAAUUGUUCUUCAAACUCCUGGUAAAAAAUAUGCAAUCAGUUAAAUCGUCAGACAGGUUAAUUUGCAACUCAUCUGAUUGGUUGGAGCCUGGGACAUUUGCUUUAUUUCCAGACAUUUUACCCAUAGGACCUCUUCUGGCAAGUAAUAGGCUUGGAAAAUCAGCUGGCAGCUUCUGGCAACAAGACUCAGGUUGCCUCUCGUGGCUUGAUCAGCAACCACGUAAUUCUGUCAUAUAUGUUGCAUUUGGAAGUUUCACAGUAUUUGAUAAAAAUCAAUUCAAAGAACUUGCUCUCAGCCUUGAACUCACCAAAAGACCAUUCCUGUGGGUCGUGCGGGAAAACACGACAGAAGACGUUGACAAUGCAUACCCAAUAGGGUUCCGUGAAAGAGUACAGAAUUGGGGGAGGAUGGUAGCUUGGGCACCGCAGCAAAACGUCCUAUCCCAUCCUUCCAUUGCCUGUUUCAUUAGCCAUUGUGGUUGGAAUUCCACC
Messenger RNA from Olea europaea var. sylvestris, 1261 nucleotides. Its product is annotated as UDP-glycosyltransferase 83A1-like. The annotation marks the transcript as partial. The transcript is spliced from 3 exons. NCBI's taxonomy places the organism in Eukaryota, Viridiplantae, Streptophyta, Magnoliopsida, Lamiales, Oleaceae. Gene Ontology annotation, molecular function: UDP-glycosyltransferase activity. The record is from RefSeq and is a predicted model, not a curated record.